GCUAUCGAUGACCCCUUUAUCAUCACUGAGUCCCUCAGCACAGAGAAGCGAACUGUGGUGUUGGUUCCACAGGUUGUGCAUGUGCCAACGGAACAUAAACUUAUACGCGUGCAUGCGGGGCAAUGGCACAGUGGGGUUAUCAACACGGCGGGGGAACUUUUUACGUGGGGCGUUGGGUACCAGGGCCGUCUUGGGCAUGGCGACAAGGAACCAGCGCUUGUGCCAACCAAGGUACGCGGUGCUCUCACCGGGCAGCAUGUGAUUGAUGUGGCGUGUGGCUCCUUUCACACCGUGGCGUUGACAGAGCGUGGUGCUGUGUAUUGCUGGGGCGACAAUGCCAGUGGGCAAUGCGGAGCAAAAUCCACCAUCGAUGCGGUCACGUCACCGUAUCGGGUUGUGAAUCUCGAGUUUGUUGCGGGAGGUGUCGCCAAGGCAAUCUCCUGCGGCCGUCAGCAUACGGUGGUGGUGAUGCAAGGGCCACAGUCGUGGUGCCAACGCUCGUGCUGCAAGUUGGACCACAAUGGAAAGCCACGGGCCCCACAUGGACAGGUCUUCACUUUUGGUGAGACAAGUCGCACAGGUGGCGGUGCUGCGAUAAGCGGCGGUCCCGUCAUCUGCGGUAAGAUGCAAGAUGGCAAAGUUUACCGCCAAUUUCGUCUUGUACCAUCACUGAAGGACCUAAACGUCAUUAAUGUCAAGAGUGGUUUGCACCACACGUUUGUGUUUGCUGAAGAGUUGUCGAAUCCCAUGACGGUAGCUGGAAUGGGCACGACAGCCAUGGCGGGCGGCGACUUCCCGGACUACUCGGGCACGCAGUCUUUGACAUCGCCAAGAGACUGGGCGAUUAGUGAUGCAUCCGCUGGAGUGUCAGUGAAUUGGCGCAAAGUACGCAGGGGAAAUGAAUAG
Molecule: messenger RNA, 906 nt
Organism: Trypanosoma cruzi
Lineage: Eukaryota; Euglenozoa; Kinetoplastea; Trypanosomatida; Trypanosomatidae
Exons: 1
Source: RefSeq, a predicted model, not a curated record